This is a messenger RNA of Lycium ferocissimum, 393 nucleotides long. RefSeq lists its product as uncharacterized. Bases 1 to 393 code for a protein of 130 amino acids. The record is from RefSeq and is a predicted model, not a curated record. Lineage: Eukaryota; Viridiplantae; Streptophyta; Magnoliopsida; Solanales; Solanaceae. The transcript has a single exon.
AUGAGGCUUGGUGAAUUCGAGGCCACUAUUACCCAACUUUGGGAUGAACUUGACUCGGUCAAGACUGAUGCCGUGAAGGUGGCAGAAAGACUUCACCAGCUUGAAUCCGAGAGAGCCAAUGACAAGGAGAAACUGAGGGUGGUAGAGGAGAAAGUCAAGACUCGAGCUCGGAUCAGUGAUGAGCUCAAGAGCAAGCUCGAGAAAGCUACUAAGGCCAAUGAUCUACUUCAGACCGAGUUUGAAUCGGCCAAUCAAAUUCGAGUCGCUCUUCUUGAAGUGAAGUCCGAGCCAGAGGCUAGAUUGAAAAAAGUCGAGGUCGAUCUAGAAGAGUCUCUUAAAGAUAUGGAGGCCGCCGAGGCUCAUUCUAUGAUUUUGAUCGAGUACGAAUGGUAG